This is a messenger RNA of Lactuca virosa, 912 nucleotides long. The record is from the annotation of a GenBank genome assembly. NCBI's taxonomy places the organism in Eukaryota, Viridiplantae, Streptophyta, Magnoliopsida, Asterales, Asteraceae.
AUGCGGUCGACCACUUUGUUUUGUAAAACCCCAUCCACUUGGAGAUUCCUCAUUGGAUAUACACGUAUGGGUUUAUUUCCCAAUCCAAAAAGGAACCAAAUGUCAAUGGUGAACAAUCAAGGGUUAGGGCUUGUAAGACGUACGAGUUCAUUUGGUAGAAAAAGAAUCUUGAUUUUGAAUCAUAUGGAUUUUGAUUCAAUUGAAGUUGCUACACCCAAAAAGAAGCAGUUUUUGGGAAGUGAAUCUCUCUUUUGGUGUGAAAGAUCGUUGCUUGAAGCUCUGCCUCAAGAAAUCUUGAUAAAGAUAUUGUGUGGGGUGGAUCAUGAUGAUUUGAAGAGGCUUUUCCACGUAUCAAAACCGAUCCGAGAAGCUGCUGUGAUUGCAAAAAAAUUGCAUUUUGAAUAUAGUACACCUAAAAAGAUCCCAGCUUUUAGGUGUUCAUUGAAUCUAGAGGAAUUCCCAUCAAGAGAUUUUGACGAAAUUGAAGCUCCAAAUGCUCCAAAACAAUCUAGGGUUUCUCGUUCUCGUCCGACGAAAAAAAACCUGGCUGCUAUUACUGUGUCCUUGUUUGCUUCGAAUCCAUCAGACGAACAGCAAGGACACAGAUAGCAGCCAACUGAUAACUUAUUUAUGCUGAUAGUAUCAUAAAAAACGACAAUGGUGCAUCGAGAUCCUUCGGUUUUGACAAUGAUGUGUUUCGGGUUUUUUGUAGAUAGGUUUUGGGUAUACAUUUGUUUGUAGUGUGUUAUAUGUGCUAUUAUGGAUUGUACGUUGGUCCUUCAAUAUUUUAUUGAAGAUGAGUGAGUGAUUUAGGGGUUUGUACAUUUAGUGUAAAAAGAGUUAGGAAUAUACAACCAAUGGUUUUGUUGGGGGGUUCUUUCUUGAUUUAAUAAAAAGGUUUGGUGGUGGUGC